AUGGCCAGUACUAAUCUGGUGUUCACAGUUCAUAUGAUUGAUACAAAUAAUCAGCAGAUCGUAAAUGUAUCCAGCCAACUGGUUCGCACACAAAAUAUUAACCAAACACAUAGUGAGCUGGUCAUCCACACGUACAGAGUGACAGCUCCCAAAUCGUCGGACGUGGUGGGUCCGCUUGAUUGUGCUUGUAAGCUAUUUUUGAGUGAUAUUCAAUUGUCCCGCGAAGAUAUGCGUAACCAAACACCGCAUUUUCAAUUGCAGAAGACACGACGUAUACACAUUGACGUAAGAUUGAAACCGAUCAUUUUCGAGAAACAAACUGUUUGUGAACGUUCAGAUAUAGAGAAAGCUCUGCACGCCCAGGCGGCUUCUUCAAUAUCCAGUGCAUUUGCAUUCCACAAGGCUACACCAAAGCUCUUAGAAGAUAAUCAAGCAUUUUUCGCCCAUAGAACACAUGCACUGUUCAUGGACUCUGGAUUAUACAGUUGUUCAGUUUCCAAUUGUCAAUCCAUUCCGAAGUGUGUUGGUGUUGAAGAACGUCAGUUGAUUGUUCUACCUGAUUCUUCAAUCAUACAAAUGCGAAUUCAUGCCGAGUUAGACCCGAUGUGGCGUGAACAACGGUGUCGGUCGCACACGAAUGCCCCCGUCAAACCAGGGGACUGUGUACCCGUCAGUUGUCAGUAUCCAAUAGCACAAGGGCUUCCUAUCAAAUUGAGACACGGCAUUUUGCAUGGUAAGGCCGAUGGUGCUCAACCGUCAAACGGAACACUUAUAACACUCGGGACGUUAGUAAUUGUCAGGGUUGGCACAAUAUCGAAUGCUGCAAUGAAUAUUUCUGGUAUUGUGACAAUGCCUAGUGAAGUGAGAGGAAUUCAGUUGUGGCAAGUCACUUGUCAGUUAUCCUAUGACAAAUUCAGCAAAGUAGACAGUCUCGCUGAAACAAUUUCCGGAUCAUCAAUUUCAAAAACAAAAAUUCUCCAAGUUUUCCAGCCGAUCAAACCGAAAUUGCUCCACGAAUCUAUUCAAUCGGACCGCACGGAAGUAGCAGAAAAAUUAAAAAGUGCAGAUGCAAAGUGUCCUGAUGGAGUCGCAUUCCGACGUGGGGGUGUCGAAAAUCUUUUGGAAGAGGGUUUGAUGACUGUGCAGUUUGUUGUGGAUAAAGGAGUUCCUGAGGGUUGGGUGUUGGUUUGGCUGGUACAUCAGGAAGGUAAAACCACAGUUACUGAUUCGUGUCCCCGGAUACACAAAAAAUCUGCAGCUGGUCUGCGAGGUAAUGAGCAAACUGUUGACGCAAUGCAAGUGUCAGCCACUUGUGUGCUUCAGCUGGAACAUGUUGCAUUGUUCGUUGCCGUUGUGAACAUCCCGGGAACCGAUUUGAACAGGAGCUUAGUGGAGAGUGAACUGCGUGAAGCAGUAAGCAUGGAUGUGCAUCAGUGGCUUGAAAAUGAUCAAAUAAAUCAAUCCUAUUUGGAAAAUACAACAUGUUUCAAUAAAGAUUAUCGAAUGAUUCAAUUGAGGGUGGGUUGGAGAGCCUCUGUAACUCUGGGAUCAGCAGUACUCAUGAAGGGUCGCCUCCGACACAGUAGGCUUGCGGAUAUUCAGUGCUAUCGUCGCGAUAGCUUAAAGACAGAACCAAAACCUAUUCAGAAGGCAUUGGAUAUGAAAUCAAACGAAACAUUGGAUUAUAUUACGCUGCGAAUCCAAAACGCUCAGUACGAUGAUAAUGGAAUCUAUCACUGUAAUACCACAAAUCAGUCAAACAGUGACGCUAACACAGUUAUUAGUGCUCGAAAACUAAUCGUGCUUCCUGAUGAAACAGCAGUUAAGUGCGCGCUCACCUUAGACAGUCAAGGACAGGAAGAAGUGUCGGAUAAACAACAAACAAGUGAUGGUAUUCCUUUUCUAUUGGCCAAUCAGACUGCCUAUGCUCAUUGUGAACGAGACGAAACCCUGACGAAAAUUUUUCCCUCACAAAAUCAAUUCCACUAUCUGAUGAAAAAUGAGCAGACCAAUCAGAUGCGAGAGCUCGAGAAGAAACAGUUAAAAGAUUUUGAGGCGGAAAAUCCUUCGAUAAGACAGUCACAUCAGAUAGUGGCUGUUCAGUCCAAAGAUUACACUGGAUUGCUGAGUAUAAGAUGUGGCACAUUGUACAACGGACUGUCUGUACCGGUUGAUCUUGUGAAACGAAACGAAACUAGUAGUGUGGAAUGUAACUUUGCAUUCACAAUUCAAGAACCAGCCACUGGGAUGCCAACUAUUUUGACGAUAGUAACAGAUUACGAGCAUCAACCAGUACCUCUAGACACGGAAUUCACCUGCGCUGGUGGUUAUGGAUUACCUCCAUUGAGUUAUCGAUGGGAACCGUACAAUGUGUUAAGGUAUGAGGAAGAUUCCAACGGUCCAGAUCUAGCUAGUCUUUUGCCGGGCAGUGAAGGCGGUUGGGGUGGACCAAAACAACCCUUCACUGAUACUCCUUCAGAAGGAUUAAUAUUACGCGGAGAUAAACUACGCGUUCCUGAUGAUCCAAAAUAUCGAGGUAUGACUUACGCUUACACAUGCAUUGGAACUAAUGAAGUGCAGGGACAAGCAUAUGAAAUUCGUAAAACAAUUUCGUUUUCAAUCGCCAUAUGUCCGACAAAAUACGUCAAAAUGGAUUUAUCCAUUCUGCUCACUCGAAAAUUACUCGCAUCUUGUGCACUUGCUGGCAGUCCAGACCCAGAUAUUCAUUUUUAUGGACACUACUUUUUAACUUUUGUGCGCCAGAUAAUCCUAGGUUUACCUUACGGAAAAAAGAAUACUGAGUUCAAUAUUUUGGUGGAUGAUAUAUUCAGUGAUAAAGCUGAUUCCAAUUCAUUUGGAAAAUCUAUUCGAUUUGAAGACAAACUUUCGCGAAUCGAACUAGCAAGACGUUUAUACUCUCGAGAUGUUAAACCUACCACGAUGAGUUCGGGUUGCGAUGCUUCGAGAAUUUCAUUAAAGGAAGUUAUCAAGGCAGUGAUUAAAAUGCGACCACAAAAACCCAAACGAAAACAUAUCGUUCUGCUCACUUUAGAUAGAUUUGUGAACAUGGACCUGUUAGACGAGGUUAGACGAGAUGUGAGCUCCCUGGAAACACGUGGUACACGAAUCCUUUUGGCCGUGACUCAUGCGAUGACAAGUGAACGAGAGAAAUUACACAAUGAGUUGCUACACACACUAAACCCUAUUAAUUUUACUACUAUUUUGCCCACCUUUGAAUCAAAUGCAUUGUGUGAAUCCUGUCAACCACAGUGGGAUGACCCAGUGCUCCGCAUCAAACGGGAGUCAGUGUUCAAUGCAUUAUGUGAUGCUGUGGGAAGUAGACUGACACCACGGGCAUCGGUUCCGGAUUUAAGAUUCCCGCUUCCACGACACAACUGGUUUAUUGGUAUGGAGUUGGGAAUAUCCUGUUUGGGCAACCUGACACAACGUCAGGAGGAGCAUGUUGUUGCGGAGUUGAUUGUUUGUCAUACAAACCAAACAUUGGUGAAUGAGUUGACGAAGAAGCGACUCAGCAUUCAACUGCUGCUCAACGCGUGCAAACAUAAAUUGGCUUCCACACAAAAGACUAUGCAUCAGUCGACAAAAUCCAUGGCUGUCGUGACAAGUACAGUGUUGGAUCCAGCUAGGGCGGAUAAUGUGAUACUUUGUAUACAACGUCAAGGUGAUCCAGAGCCACAGCUGUACGAUGCAGUCAAUUAUGCCUGGACCAAAUUGACUAUGAUUCAACCAAAAGUCAGAGGUGUGAGGUUGGUGAUGGCAACCUGGCCAAAUGUGACCACAAGGGCAGCUGCACUUCAGUGUCACACGAGCGGUUUUGCUCCGGGAAUGGAAACACUCUUUCUAUUGAAAAAAGAAUCACAAAAAGACGAUCCUCAAUCCAAAUUGUAUCAUGUGCUCGGGCGACAAACAGGAGCACUAACUGCUGUCGGAACUUCCAAAUUCGUUAGCAUCUCGUGGCUUGAGAUCGAUUUGGAUAUGACUGAUGCACGAUUGUAUUGUCUUCUGUGGCCCAAAGCUAAAACCAAAAGCAAUCUGAAGUCACUUGACCGAUUGCCAGAACCCUCAGACAUGGUGCAUAUAAGUAAACCGAUCACAAACUUGCUUAUCAUUCCCAGUUGUCCAACAGCACCGAAAAUCACAUUUGAACCAGAUCUAGAAAAAUCUCUGUACCCUGAAAAAACACGACUGGAUGUGACCUGUGAGGGUGCGGCUACUGCGGAUGCACUUCCAUUUAAAUUGUACUAUCUAUCAUCAACAUUUUCCAUCAUUAUAUGUAGUCACGAAUCUGUCGGACAAACGAGCUUCCAAAAUGAUAUGCUACCCGAACAGGAGGUUCCAUGUUCUCUGACCUCCCACUCGGAUACUCACUGUACCAAAUUAAUCCAGUAUAGUAAAGUCAAUGAAGUUUACUAUCCAGCUCGAUGCACAUUUACUCGGCGACAUGACGUGAACAAUGUGUUUCGUCGAGUUCAAUUGGCAGUGACCAUGCUUAGGAGAGAAGACUUUGGCGCGCGUGUCUUCUGUGAGGUGAUUGAUUUGUAUGCUGCCAAAUCGGCAGGAGACAAAGGUUCGGUCGAUUUGCGCAGUGAAGUGAAAACAGUUACAUUUUCCAUGCCCACGCAAAUCCUGCAAUUUUUCUAUCAACCCGAAUCAGAGAUCUGGAUAUGCAAGGCAGCAGCAUUUCCGUUUUCCGAAAGCGGUUCGAUCGAAGUAAUGCAUACCAGUACAGUGUGGUUAGAGAAACAACUGGGCUAUUACGAUUACAUUAUCAACUUGACGCAGCCACAUAUAUUACACCGAAACCUGCUACCGAAAAGAGAGUUGGUCUAUCUGAAUCACACGAUUACCAUCAGUUUUGUGCCCAGUUUUGAAAUACCUGGUGGGCUUCGAAGCGGUCACAUGACAUUGCGUUGUAGUUUGGGCAAUGCACAGAGCAAUUUAACUACAACACUCCCAAAUCGUACAGAACCAGAAGAACCCAUCAAUAAAGUACCCUCAGUUCCUGAGGCUGGAAAAGCAAUGCAUUUUAGUUGUCAAUUCCCUGAAGUCAAAAUGAAUACAACUCAUGCCGCUUUACAUAGAAUAAUACAUACCUCUUGGCUUAGUUAUGACAUAACUGUGAGUUAUGCGCGUUUGAUAAGACACAGUGAAGAAAACGAAUGGGAGAGAAUACCCGAUCGUCAAUUGCGCAUGCAUGGAAUGGGAUUAUGGGGUGCUGGCAUGCUCGGUCUGACGACGAUGAUGACAGCUAACGAAUCAAAUGAGAAAUCCGUCGGAUUUACUUCAGCUUUUACUGUUGCCAAGGCAGAAGUGAGUUUACGUUGUGUUACCAAAUAUACAUCAAAGAUACACCAAAGAUGA
This is a messenger RNA of Echinostoma caproni, 5382 nucleotides long. The record is from the annotation of a GenBank genome assembly. NCBI's taxonomy places the organism in Eukaryota, Metazoa, Platyhelminthes, Trematoda, Plagiorchiida, Echinostomatidae.